ACAGUCUACUUUCCUUCUGACUAUACAAACAGAGGUCCAUUUGCUUCCAUACCCAAUCUUUCUCUGAGCCAAAUACACCAUAGUCCAUAGCAGCGACAGCGAGCGAGAGUGAGUGAAAGAAAAAGAAGGUAAGAGACCCAAACAUCGACAAUGGAGCCUUCGAAGAACAACACCCAAACCGAAGAAGACGACACAAUCGCGCUGAAGAAGAAGAGGGCGCGUCGCGUGAGCUUCGCCGACAACGAGAUCACCUCCGUCCACGUCUUCCGUCGCGACGAUGACGAUUCCUCUUCUACCGAUAACCCUCCCGAUCCCUCCGUCUUAGGGUUUUCCCGCGACCUCACCAACGACAGUGACGACGACGAGCGACCUCAUCUAGACGCCGACGCCAGCAACUCCUUCCUCCGACCAAUCGGCUCCCCCUCCCCCGGAGGCAGCAGCACCGCCGACAACGGCGACGAGGAUGAUGAUUUUCAUGGUCCGGUAUCGGCCUGUUUCAUCAGACCGGAUGGGUUAUCAGACUCCGGUGCCUCCGACGAGGUCACGAUGGACUCGACGGCGUUCUCGCUGCAAUACCAGAGUCUUGCUCGGUCCGAUUCUGGCGACAUCAAGACUCGACAGGUCGACCUCACGACUCCGAGCUCUCACGGAAGUUCCAUGGAUCUCACGGAGGGGAAGAAGCUGAGAGAAGUGCUUGCUGCAGAUGUGGAAAGUGGUGGCGGAGACUCAAAUGACAUGAGCAUCGAGGGAGAGCACGUACAGAGUUAUCGUUACGACAGGCUCUCUCCUGCGUUGGAUGCUAUUUUGGCAGGAGGGAGCAAGGGUUCACCAAAUGUGCCUGUUAAGGUGGCAGAUUCUUCAAUUGCCUCUCCAGUUAAUCAGGUUCACCAAAUCCAAGCUUUUGGAUCUCCAAUCAAGCAAAUUGAGGAGUUUGCUAAAGAUUCUACUGUACCAAUUUGUAGACAAUUGGGCUUUGCUAAUGCUUAUAGGGGAACACCAGUAAAGGUGGAUGAAGACAGAGGACGAGUGUUUGACUCCAAUCGUAAAUCUGAUCAAGUAAAUCAAAAUCCAAUACAUGGGUCUACGCCAUUGUCAGUUUCAGGAAGUAAACAAUUAUUUACAAGUUCUCAUGGUUCAUCCAGGUAUGCUGGAAAUAUAAUUCCAGCUUUAGAGCAAUCUGGUAAAUUUGGUCCAGAGGUCUGUGUCACAAGUGAUGCAACUCCAUCUUCUGUGCAUAAAAGCAUUUCAAAGAUGAAAAUUCUUGACACUACUCCCAGCAUGUCAAGUCUCAAAGAAGGAAUUGAUAUAUUGAAAGCCCUUCCGACAAAGCCCUUCCUUGGUCGAUAUGAUCAAAAAAAAUGGGAAGAGGAUGAGCCACCCAAGAAGAAGAUCAAAACAUCUCGAAAAGUGCCUUUCUCUUUCGCCCUUCAAUUUGGCUCUGGGGUUUCAAAGGCCAAGAUCUCCACAAAGGUUCUUCCUGAAGUAUCAUCCUUGGAGAUUAAUUUGGAUGACUUUAACGCCAUGGUGGAAGAAGAUGCAGAAGGGGCGCUCGACAAACUCUUGGCGGGAUCUUUGACUAUCUCUUCAUCAAAGACACCUUCAGGAUCACAUUUUGAGGUCUCCAAGCCCACUGAAUCAGCUGAGAAAUUGCUCGAAGAGCUCAAGGCUUUGGCUUUCGAGACAUCUUUAAUGAAAAAUCUUCUAACUGACAAAGACUUGGUCACAAAGAUCAAGGACAUAUUAUCUUCAUUGAAGGAGCAGAUUUCUCCCUUUCCAGAAGGGCUUCAGCGUUUCGAGACUCUGUUUGUUGACUCCUUGGCCAUUAUUGACCGAAUUUCUGUGGUCGGUGUCAGGCAUGAGCAAGCCCAGGAAGCUAAAGACUCAGCUUUCAACAAGCUAAAAGAGGCUCGAAAAGCAUUGGGCAAGCUCAAGGAAUUAACCAAUACUGCUGACCUUAAGAAGAAGGAGGUCAGGGCCAGGAUAGUUGACCUGAAAAAACAGCUCAAAAGAGCUCGAAAAGAGGAGGAGAUGCUGAAUAAGGCCAGGGCGGCUUGUGAGAAAAAGAGGCAAGCAUUGAUAGAGAAUGUGAAGACCUUAACUGUUAAAAGGGCUCGAGCUAUGGAGAAUAUUUCGAGCUUGGAUGCUCAGUGUACCGCCUUGGAAACAAGAUAUCAAAAUUUGAGAGCCGUUUUUACAGAAAUGCGCUCAAAGCCUCCUUUUUAAUUUUGAUGUAAUAUUUUAUUUUUCUUUUGAAUUCUUGUAAAUAGCCCCCAAUGUAAUUAUUCAAAUUUAAUUAUCAAUGCUUUCCAUUAUCUCUUUUUGUGCUCGAAUUUUGCCUUUUAGUUAUCAAGUUAUUUUAAUUUCAU
Molecule: messenger RNA, 2366 nt
Organism: Abrus precatorius (Indian licorice)
Lineage: Eukaryota; Viridiplantae; Streptophyta; Magnoliopsida; Fabales; Fabaceae
Exons: 5
Coding region: 151-2223 (690 amino acids)
Source: RefSeq, a predicted model, not a curated record